This is a messenger RNA of Aureobasidium melanogenum CBS 110374, 1704 nucleotides long. Its product is annotated as dicarboxylic amino acid permease. Bases 1 to 1704 code for a protein of 567 amino acids. The record is from RefSeq and is a predicted model, not a curated record. Gene Ontology annotation, molecular function: amino acid transmembrane transporter activity. Lineage: Eukaryota; Fungi; Ascomycota; Dothideomycetes; Dothideales; Saccotheciaceae. Gene Ontology annotation, biological process: amino acid transmembrane transport. The transcript is spliced from 4 exons. Gene Ontology annotation, cellular component: membrane.
AUGGCUUCCUAUGAGAAAGGAGGACCCGAUCCUGAGAUCGCAAAGACUGCCUCAUAUGACUAUGAGGCCCACGAUAUCGCUGCCAUCAAGGAGGGCACCACGACUGAGGCUCCUGGAGAGCAGCUUCAGCGUGGCCUGCACUCGCGACAGGUUUCUAUGAUUGCUAUCGGUGGUGCACUUGGUACUGGACUCAUUAUCGGAACUGGCAAAGCUCUUGCUCAAUCUGGUCCCGGAUCUAUCUUGAUCGCAUACAGUUUCGUUGGUCUUCUUGUCUGGAUUGUCAUGGCUGCUGUCGGUGAGAUGGCUGCUUGGAUCCCCGUUGCUGGUGGUUUCAGUCCUUUUGCUACUCGUUUCUGUGACCCUGCUCUCGGUUUUGCUCUCGGAUGGACCUACUGGUUCAAAUACAUCAUCGUCACACCAAAUCAGUUGACAGCUGCGGCGUUAGUCAUAUCCUAUUGGGUCGAUGCGGACAAAGUCAAUCCAGGAGUUUGGAUUACAAUCUUCUUGAUUGCCAUCAUCGCUAUCAACUACCUGGGUAUUCGCUUCUUUGGAGAGUUCGAGUUCUGGCUGUCAUCGAUCAAAGUGCUCGUGGUUUGUGGCAUGAUCAUUCUUUCUCUUGUCCUCGCGCUCGGAGGCGGUCCAGAUGGCGACAGAAAGGGCUUCAGAUAUUGGCAAAACCCUGGUGCCUUCAAGGAGUACAAGGGCACAGGUGACGCAGGUCGCUUCUACGGAUUGUGGAGUUCGAUGGUCACUGCUGUCUUCGCCUAUCUCGGUACCGAGUUGGUCGGUGUGACUGUUGGCGAGGCCGAAAACCCUCGCAAGACCAUCCCCAGAGCCAUCAAGUUGACUUUCUUCCGUAUCGUCUUCUUUUACAUCUUGUCCGUUCUGCUGGUUGGCAUGAUCGUCCCUUACAAUUCCCCCAAGCUCGCCUUCGCUACCAAACAGUCCAACUCUGCUGCUGCAUCGCCUUUUGUUGUCGCCAUUCAGCUUGCUGGCAUCAAGGGCCUUCCUGGAUUCUUGAAUGCUUGCAUCUUGAUCUUCGUCUUCAGUGCCUGCAACUCCGAUCUUUACAUUGCCAGUCGUACCAUCCACGGUCUUGCCCUCCGUGGUCAAGCACCUAAGAUCCUGGCCAAGACCGACAAGCGUGGUGUCCCUUACUACUCGCUCGGUCUUUCAUCGCUGUUCUGUCUUUUAGCAUACAUGAAUGUCUCGUCAAGCAGCAAGGAAGUCUUUGGCUACUUUGUCAAUCUGACCACCAUCUUUGGUCUCCUGACCUGGAUCUCCAUCCUGGUCACCCACAUUUGGUUCCGUCGCGCUUGCAAGGCUCAAGGCGUUACUCCUAAGCAGUUGCCCUACGCCGCACCCCUCGGCAUCUGGGGCUCUUACUUCUCCCUCUUCUGGUGCUGCCUCAUUGCUCUGACCAAGAACUUUUCCGCCUUCACCCACGACAAGAAGACUUAUGGCGACUUUGACUACAAGAACUUCAUCACUGGAUACUUGGGUAUUCCUCUGUACUUGAUCCUUCUCUUUGGAUACAAGUUCAUCAAGAAGUCUAAGGGUGUCAAGCCAGCUGAGGCUGAUCUGUUUACUGGCAAGGAUGUCUUUGACCGUGACGAGGAGUAUUGGAAGGCCGUUGAGCAUGAGAAGGAUGCUAAGCGUGACGGCGGCUGGUUCUACAGAACUUUCCUGUCUUGGCUGUUCUAA